This is a messenger RNA of Ctenopharyngodon idella (grass carp), 6916 nucleotides long. It is a transcript of the gene myo7bb, whose product is annotated as myosin VIIBb. NCBI's taxonomy places the organism in Eukaryota, Metazoa, Chordata, Actinopteri, Cypriniformes, Xenocyprididae. Gene Ontology annotation, cellular component: cytoskeleton; myosin complex. The record is from RefSeq and is a predicted model, not a curated record. Bases 277 to 6774 code for a protein of 2165 amino acids. The transcript has 47 exons. Gene Ontology annotation, molecular function: cytoskeletal motor activity; protein binding; ATP binding.
GGGGCCAUAAAGAGAUGAAAACUAGGGACACUUCCUUGUUGCUGUCACACAAGCGGAUGGAAAAAGUAUUUCUGGACACGUAUGACUUUUAAUUCCUUCUUGGAACUGGUCAGCAAGGGUGUGUUGUCCCCGGUUGCCAUUCAUCAAAGUCAUAGUUUUUAGACGUAUACGCUUUGAUGAGGGUUACAUUUCCAACCGGUUAAUAUAUUUAUUUAAGUGCCUUUUUUUGGUUUUUAAUUUUAGUUAGAUGCCUGUGAUACAAAAAGGAUUGUCCAAAUGGUGAUGUUAAAAAAGGGGGACCACUUCUGGAUUGACUCCAGUAUUGGGGUCCCUAUUGGAGGGUGUGUGAAGAUCUCAGAGAGUGGACGCUAUUACCUGACUGAUGAUGAAGGGAAGGACCACUUUAUCUCGGAGGGAGAGAGGGCCAGUCUUAAGCCUAUGCACCCCACCUCAGUGGAGGGUGUGGAUGACAUGAUCAGACUGGGAGACCUCAGUGAAGCUGGUUUACUCAGAAAUCUGCUAAUGCGCCACAGACAGGGUAUUAUAUAUACCUAUAUUGGCUCUGUCCUAGUGGCAGUGAAUCCCUAUGAGAUGCUGCCCAUCUACACAGCUGAUCAGGUGCACCUGUAUCACAAGCGUAAGCUGGGCGAGCUCCCACCACACAUCUUUGCCAUUGCUGACAGUUGUUACUUCAACAUGCGCCGCAAUAACCGCAACCAGUGCUGCAUUAUCAGUGGAGAAUCUGGUGCAGGAAAGACCGAAAGCACUAAACUGAUUCUUCAGUUCCUGGCUGCUGUGAGCGGGCAGCACUCCUGGAUAGAGCAGCAGAUCAUACAGGCCAACCCUGUCCUGGAGGCCUUUGGGAAUGCCAAAACCAUUCGCAAUGACAACUCCAGCAGAUUUGGGAAAUAUGUGGAGAUCUUCUUUAAUAAACAAGGUGUUAUAGAGGGAGCUCACAUGGAGCAGUACCUGUUGGAGAAGUCUCGUGUCUGUCAUCAGGCACCACAAGAAAGGAACUACCACAUUUUCUAUUGUAUGUUAUCUGGGAUGCAAAGUGAGCAUAAGAAGACUCUCUCCCUUGGUAAUGCAUCACAGUUCAAGUACCUGACUGAGGGGGAUUGUUUGACAUGUGAUGGUCGGGACGAUGCUGAUGAAUUCGGACGGAUUCGCGCUGCUCUAAAGAUCCUCACUUUCUCAGACAAGGACUGCUGGGAAAUCUUCAAAUUACUGGCUGCCAUUCUCCACAUGGGCAAUAUCAACUUUCAGGGCACUAUAAUAAAUAACAUGGACAGCUGUGACGUUCUGUCAUCAAAUAAUUUUUCUGUCUCUGCCAAGUUGUUGGAGGUAGAAGAUGCAGUUCUUGAAAAGAGUCUUACCUAUCGCUCCUUCAUGACAAACAGAGAGAUAGUCGCCAAACCACUCAGCUCAGAGCAGGCCACAGACACCAGAGAUGCUUUUGCCAAGGCCAUGUACGGAAGGCUGUUUGUUUGGAUGUUCACAAAAAUAAACAGCGCCAUUCACAAACCCCAGACUGAUGAGUCCUCUUACACGCGCAAGUACAUUGGACUGCUUGACAUUUUUGGCUUUGAGAAUUUCCCUCAGAACAGUUUUGAGCAGCUGUGCAUUAAUUAUGCCAAUGAGCACCUGCAGCAGUUCUUUGUGAGACACGUCUUUAAGCUGGAGCAGGAUGAAUAUAGUAAAGAAGGCAUCUCAUGGAAGCGCAUUGCUUUCAAUGACAACCAGAAAACCCUGGACCUGCUGGCCGUUAAACCUCUCAACAUACUGGCUCUGAUUGAUGAAGAGAGCCACUUCCCUAAGGGAACAGAUGCCACAAUGUUAAACAAAAUGAACCAAGAACACAAUGGGAACAAACUGUACAUCUCAUCCAAGAGCAAACAUGGCAUGCAUUUUGGGAUUCAGCACUUUGCUGGGCUGGUUCAUUACGACUGUGAAGGUUUUUUGGAGAAGAACAGAGAUGCCCUGAGCAUGGACAUGAUGGAGCUGGUUCGGAAAUCUUCCAACAAGUUGCUCAAGCACAUCUUUGAGAAGGAGAUGAAUACAAACUCAGUCAAGAAUGCUAACAAAGCCAACAAGAUCCUCAUGACGCCAAAGAACUCAUUACGUCAAGUAAAUGAUUCGAGGCGGCAGAUAUCUACUCUGAGUGGCCAGUUCCGUCAGUCUCUGGACUCUCUGAUGAAGGCCCUGUCUCUUUGUCAGCCUUUCUUCAUACGUUGCUUCAAACCAAAUGACAAAAAGAUGUCCAUGGUUUUUGAUAGAGAGCUCUGCAUGCAGCAACUUCGCUACUCUGGAAUGCUGGAGACCAUUAGAAUACGCAAGUCGGGAUAUCCCAUCCGGCACACCUUUAAAGAUUUCCUGUACCGCUAUCGUGUGCUCCUGAAGACUGUAGAUUGUGACCCCAAAACUGAGCCUCCUUCCAGCUGCUGUGCAGCCAUCUGCAAGGCUAUGAUCAAAGAAGAAGAGGACUGGAAGAUUGGCAACACCAAAAUCUUUCUCAGGGAUCAUCAUGAUUCCUACCUAGAAAUGGCGAGAGAGCAAGAGCUUUAUAGGAAGGCACUUAUCAUCCAAAGAGUGAUGCUUGCCCAUAAGGACAGAGCAGCUUUUGUAAAGAAGAGGAGGGCAGCUCUGGUUUUGCAGAAAAACUGGCGUGGCCACAGAGACAGGAAAGACUUUUGCAAACUCAAGCAGGGAUUUGCUCGGCUGCAGGCGAAAGUGCGCAGUCGGCAGCUCCAUACAGAGUAUAAGCGCAGGCGGGCUGCAACCAUCACUCUACAAACACAGACCCGUGGCUACCUCGCCAGGAAAGACCUGAAAUGUAAAAAAAAGGCAGUGAUACUUCUGCAGACACAGACCAGAGGACUGCUGGCCAGGAAAACCCUCAAGAGAAUGAAAUCAGAUGCGUUUUUGACUGCGCAAGAAAAAGAGGCUCAGGAACUGGCAGCACUGGAGCUUCAGCAACGCCUAGAGGAGCUGCUCAGAAAAAACGAGGAAGCAGCCAAAUCCCAGACUAAGGAAGAUGAGGAAAUGGUGGAGAAUCUCUUUGGCUUCAUUCCGAGUGCAUUAGGAGGACAAGAGGGCCCAGCCCCUGAGGGUUUUGAGGAUUUAGAGGCAGAGCCGGUGAAGUUAGAAGAGGUUGAACUAGUAGAGAGCCCAGUAAGGGAGAGGAAAGUGAUGUCAGUACCAGACAUCAGCGAAGACGAUCUAGAUGAUAAAGAGGAAGAGAAAGAAGCUGAGGAUAAGAAAGAAGCUGAGGAUGAUGAGUUCUCUUUCGCUAUAUUUGCAUCUCUACACUUUCAAGGAUCUUCUACCCACUCACAUAUCAAACAGAGAUUGCGGAAACCCCUGCUCUACCAUGAGGAUGAAGGGGAUACCCUGGCCAGUUUGACAGUAUGGUGGAUCAUACUAAGAUUUAUGGGAGAUCUUCCAGAGCCGAAGCAAGAACGUGUUUCUGCUAUAGCCGACCCCAUUCAGAGAAACCUCGGUCAGAGACAAGCACGACGACUUAGUAACCUUGUUGGAUUAGAUCAGAAAUUUUUGAGAAAAAAAAUGAAGCAGCAGAAGGGGACAGGGAAACGAAAACACUCAGCCAUUCCUGAAGAAGAGCCAGAAGAAGUACCACAACCUAAAAUGGAGGCUGUUCAGGAGGAAGAGGAUGUAAUGUUUGGAGAGGGACCAACUUUUGAUCGUCCAAUGACACCCUUGGAGAAAUUACACACUAUUGUGGGAUAUGCCAUUGUACGACAAGAUAUAAGAGAUGAAAUCUACUGUCAGAUCUGUAAGCAGUUAACAGACAAUAAGAACCACAAAAGUGCAAACAGAGGCUGGAUCCUUCUGUCCAUCUGUUUGGGCAUUUUUUCCCCUACAGACCGCCUCACUAAGUACCUGGAUAGCUUUAUAUGCCAUGGGCCGAGUGAAUACUCCUCCUACUGUGCGGAGCGACUGCGGAGGACUUUAGCCAAUGGAGAAAGAAGUGAGCCACCAUGCUGGAUUGAACUACAGUCUGUAGAGACCAAGAACCCCAUUGCAGUGGUUGUGAGUCUGAUGGAUGGCAGAAGCAUCAACCUCCAUUUGGACUCAGCCAGCACUUCUGCAGAGGUGUGCAAUACAGUUAUCCAGAAAAUAAACCUGAAGGACACUUAUGGCUUCUCCCUAUAUGCUGCAAUGAAUGAGAAGAUGUGGUCUCUAGGCAGUGGCAGUCAGCAUGUCUUGGAUGCCGUGUCUAUGUGUGAGCAGGAAGAAAAGAGGCAGGGGAGAGAGGAACAGCAUGCUCCUUGGCGCCUCUAUUUCCGCAAAGAAAUCUUCACUCCGUGGCAUGACUGUUCAUCUGACCAAGUCAGCACAGACCUCAUCUAUAGGCAGAUCAUCCAUGGACUCAAACAUGGAGACUAUCAGUCUGAUAAGGAGGAUGAUUAUGUGCAGCUCGCAGCCAAACAUUACUAUAUAAAGCAUGGCUCUGAAAGCAGUAUGGAAACUUCCCAGAAGAUUGUUCGCGAGUGCAUGAACAUGACUAUAAUUGAGAACAAGUCUUUGGUCAAACUAGUGCAGUUGGUCCAUUCUGCACACACACAGGGUCCUUACAUAAACUCUACUACACCUGCCUAUGAAGUGAAAGGAGAGAUUGUCCAAUACGCACGGCAGAAGUGGCCAGUCUAUUUCUCCAAGUUAUAUGAGGCUCGCAUGAUUUCAGGUCCAUCAAUGUUUGAAGAACAGUUUGUAGUUGUCGUGAACUGGAAGGGGGUCUUCUUUCAGGACGAGACAGAAGCCGCAUUUCUGCAGCUCUCUUAUCCUGAGGUGUCAAGAAUCGAAAUGAUGAGUGAGGAAAAGUCUAGUGGGAUUGUAUGUUUGACAACUCCAAAGGGGAUGUAUGAGCUGAAGGUUGUGAAGGGAAAAGAAUUUGUGCAUCUGGUCAACAAGUUCAUCUCAGGGCUUAAGAAGAGAUCUGAGUAUGCUGUGGCAAUACAGGACCUUAGCAGACAAGAGGAUCCCACAAUGCUGAGCUUCAGAAGGGGUGAUGUGCUGUUUAUCAUAAAGGAUGGAGAAUAUGCUUCUGAAGACGGCUGGAUCAAAGCAAGGAAUGAGAGGACAAGUCAAACUGGAGCAGUUUCCAUAGAUGCUAUUCAGAUUCUACCGAUGUUGACUAGGCCUACAGAAGAAACACUGAAUUUGCUGAAUUUGACCCCAGCACGGAGAAAGUCAGUGAUGCCGGUCUUGCCGCAGAUGGAGGAGAUCAGCACAGAGAGAGUUGCCCACAUGACUCUCAAGGAGUUCUCUUUCGAUUAUUUCAGGGAGUCCGGUAAGGAAGGAGGUCGUAAGGGAGGAGCCAAAGAGAAACUAUGGGCCAACAGCAAAGAGCCUCUGAAACAACCACUGCUCAGGAACCUGCAGGGCAACUCAGAGCUCUGCCAUCUCGCUUGUGACUCCUUCACAGCUAUCCUUAAAUAUAUGGGAGAUUAUCCAGUCAAACAUGUGCGAACACCCAUAGAUCUAACAAACCAGAUCUUUGGGCCAGCAACAGCGCACGUCGAGCUAAGAGAUGAGAUCUACUGCCAAAUAAUGAAGCAGAUGACUAAUAACAAACAUGGGUUGAGUAUGGAGCGAGGAUGGCAGCUGUUGUGGCUGUGCUGUGGUCUCUUUCCUCCAAGUCAGUUGUUACUGAGGCAUGCUCAACGUUUUCUGGAGUCCAGACCCAGAGAGCCACUGGCCUCCACCUGCCUGCAGAGGAUGCAAGCCAUGCUCAGCAUCGAGGGAAGGAAGUUGCCUCCUCACCAGGUGGAAGUGGAUGCCAUUCAGAAUAACAGCACUCAGAUCUUCCACAAAGUUCAUUUUCCCAACGAUACAUCUGAAAUAUUUGAGGUGACCACCACCACAAGGAUCAGAGACUUAUGUCGCAAAAUUUCUAAAGACCUCCGACUCUCCUCAUCGGAUGGAUACAGUCUGUUUGUGAAAACAGCCAAUAAGGUAGUAAGUAUGGAUUCUGAAGAGUACUUUUUCGACAACCUCAGGCAACUCACAGAUCAGGUCGUUAAAAAAGGAAAGAAAGUCAAGGAGGCUCCUUCAACUAUUGUUCCUUACCUGGUGCUCUUCAUGAGGAAGCUCUGGUUUAAUGUGAUCCCAGGGAAAGAUCUAACCGCUGACCUAACGUUCCACUUUCCUCAGGAAGUGCCGAAGUAUUUGCGGGGUUACCAUAGUGUGUCUAAAGAGGACAUGAUCUUUCUGGGAGGACUGCUGCUCCGUACUCGGAUUGACACGGAUAAGUCACAGUUUGUCAUGAUCCCUCGAAUGCUGAAAGAUCUGGUUCCAGCUGAUCAGCACAGGAUCAUGACUCCUGAGGACUGGAAAAAGCACAUCAUCAACUCAUAUAACAAGCAGGCAGGCAUAACUGUAGAUGAAGCCAAACUCCAGUUCCUGAAGAUGAUCUCACAGUGGCCCACCUUUGGAUGUGCUUUCUUCGAAGUAAAGCAAACAUCAGAGAAAAGUUACCCCAGUGUUAUCAUGAUAUCAAUCAGCAAACUAGGAGUUAGCAUCACCAACCCUAAGACAAAGGAGGUGCUUGUGAUGCAUCUAUUCAGUAAGAUCACUUCCUGGUCUAGCGGAAGCACCUAUUUUCACAUGACCAUUGGCAAUCUAGUGCAGGGCAACACUCUGCUCUGUGAGACCUCACUGGGUUAUAAAAUAAGUGAUCUCCUGUCCUCUUACAAGAACAUGUAUAUGAAGGAGAUAACAGUGGUGCGGCCCAGAAAUCAAUUGUUCUCUUGAAUCAUCAUGUAGUAUGAUCAUUUUUGGUAGCAUUUUUUUAAUCUUUUACCAUAAUAAUUUGUUUUGGUAAUUUUGGUGUACUCUGAAUGUAAAAUUACAAUUUAUCAUUACUGUCGAAAAUCACUUUUUAAUAUGCAUGUAA